Molecule: messenger RNA, 1008 nt
Organism: Arthroderma uncinatum
Lineage: Eukaryota; Fungi; Ascomycota; Eurotiomycetes; Onygenales; Arthrodermataceae
Exons: 4
Coding region: 1-1008 (335 amino acids)
Source: RefSeq, a predicted model, not a curated record
AUGGCUUCAGACCCAACGCCCGUUCUAUUCCACUACUCGUUUUCGCCAUAUGCAAGACGGAUUGCCUGGUAUCUUACUCUCCGUGGAAUCCGGUACAAGCAAUGCAUGCAACCACCAAUUAUGCCACGGCCGGACCUGGCUGCGCUCGGCGUCCAGUACCGUCGAAUUCCCGUCCUGACCAUCGGGAAGGAUGUAUACUGUGACACCCGACUGAUUCUGCAAAAGCUUGAAGAACGCUUCCCCGACGAAAGGCUUGGUGCCGCCGAUUCAGACGGCGAAGGGAAAGCGAUAGAGAACCUGCUUGAGUCAUGGACGACGGAUGGGGGACUCUUCCUCAGUGCCGUCCUAUUGAUACCACGAAACAUCCCACUGACCAAGGACCCCAAGUUCGUAAAGGAUAGGGGCUCCUUUUUCGCCGGGCAGAAGUGGGAAAGGGGGGAUAUGACGAGUUUGCGGGGCGAGGCUCAGGUUCAGAUGAAGCGGGCUUUCGAUUUCUUGGAAUCAACUUUACUUGCGGAUGGGAGGCAGUGGCUACGCAAGACAGAGAAGCCUACCCUUGCAGACAUACAAGCCAUCUGGCCUCUUGAUUGGGCUGUUGGCAUGGGCUCCUUGGAUGGUAACAUCAUUUCUAAGACCAGUCAUCCUAAAGUAUUUGCUUGGAUGGCCCGAUUCAGACAGGCUCUGUCCAACGCGAAGGCAAGGAUGGAGAAGGUGGUUGUAUCUGGCAGUGACGUGCUUGACGGACUCCAGCAUGAGGCGUUUGCUGAGGAAGAGGGCAAAGUUGAUGAGUCGGAUCCACUUGGGCUCCGAAAGGGUGAGAAUGUCACUGUCUGGCCUACCGAUUCAGGCUCAACCCAUCGGGAUACUGGGACGCUUGUCACCUUGAAUUCAAGGGAGAUAGUAGUGCAGCGCAAGACAGCAGAUAGCCGGUUUGAUAUCCGCAUCCACUUUCCGCGUAUUAAUUUCAGAGUCGUCCCGGCCGCCAGCUCACGAGAUUCUAACCUGUGA